UGAUUCGCUGUUGAUGUUGUGUAGAAGCUUUAGUUAUGGUUCUGACUUCGUAGUCGAAAGGUGUAACGCCAACGCUCUUGGUCGGUAUCACUUAUCUAAAUUUCAGAUUACAUGUGUAAUUGGCAUCUUAAGAAUUAUGUAAGAUGGAAGUCUCAAACUGUUUUAGCUGGACUCUAAGCAGCAAGCAAUAUCCAUACUGCUACCAAUGGAUUUUUAGAAACAAAUUAGUCAUUGUUUAUAACUCAGUGAAGUAUUGAUAAGUUGGAAAAUCAUGUGAUGAAACAGGACAAGUGAUUUGGAAUUUUUUUUUUUAAGCUGCACAUUGUGAACUGGCGAUGAAUGAAAGAGAUGUGAUUUAAUGGUAAAGUCUAUCCUUAAUGGGCAUGUUAUUGUCAAUAACUCUACCUUAUUCGUACCUUGCAUCAUUGUGCCUUAUCUCGAGUGGGCAACUAAACAUACCGUCGGGAAUAAUGAUUAGUGUAAGUUGUCCUUUUCUGUUGCCUACUUGAUUUCUCUCCUAGAGAGUUCGUGAAGGGAUGAAAGAAUUUGUCCUGCAGCGGUGGUGAUUCAUUACUGUGAUAGAAAUCAAGCAUUCCAGGGUACAACCUAUACAUUCCAAAAUAGUGGUAAGUCUAGUCUGUCGUCAGUCACGCAACAAAAAGUGUCACAAUGGAUCACAGUGAGCUCAUAGCCGAAAUGGCUUACAUCGAAAAGCUGUCGACUCAAGAGCGGCUGAAGCUGGCGAGGAGGAGACGUAUGCAGCAGAUGAAGAAGUACACUCAGAAGGAGAAAGAAGUAGCUGGGUCCAAAAAAGAAAAGACAGCACAAAAUGAAGCUCAAAAAAGAAGACGGGAGAAUGGCAAGAAAGUUUGCUUCAUCAGCAACGUCAUGUUGUUGGAAGCUGCGGCGCGCAACGAUAUUGAUGAAGUUAAAGCACUUUUGGAAAGCAAUGUAGAUCCAGACUCCACAAAUGAGGAUGGCCUGACUGCCUUGCAUCAAUGUUGCAUUGAUGAUUCAGAAGAAAUGAUGAAAUUAUUAGUCUUUCAUGGGGCUGACGUUAAUGCGCAAGACUCAGAAAAAUGGACGCCUCUUCAUGCUGCAGCAACCUGUGGGCAUCUUCAUCUAGCAAAAUUUUUAAUUGCAAAAGGUGCCAAUCUUCUUGCUGUAAAUGCUGAUGGAAAUAUGCCAUAUGAUAUAUGUGAAGAUGAUGCCACCCUGGAUUACAUUGAAGGUGAGAUGGCGCGUCGAGGUGUUACUCAGAAGCUUAUAGAUGAGACACGCUCUGCCACAGAAAACUGUAUGCUGGAAGACCUGAAACAAAUCAAAGCAGAGGGACACAGCUUAAUGCUGCGAGAUCAUCAAGGAGCAACACCACUUCACAUAGCUGCAGCCAAUGGGUAUGUUAAGGUUGUGGAGUACCUCUUAAGCCAGAAUGUACCUACAGAAGUGAGGGAUCACGAUGACUGGUCACCUCUACAUGCAGCAGCAUGCUGGGGACAUCCGGAUGUUCUGGAAUUAUUAGUACAAAAUGGAGCCAAUCUUCAUGCUCGUACAAAAAAUCAGGAGACUCCUUAUGAUAUAUGUGAAGAUGCUGAACUCCGAGAGAGGAUUAUGCAGUUGAUUAAUGAACAAGAAACUAAACGUCUUCACGACCAAACCAGAAAGGUUCGACGAGCACAUUCCAACACACGAACUCAGUCUGUCAGACGAACAUCAAUUCGUGAAAAGACACUCACGCCAAAGAAAGAAGCACAGGAGGAAGCAAGAAUCCGCCUUCAAUUAGAAAGCAAGAAAAAACCUCGGCAGGAGGAUUCACCGUCUUUAGGAAGUUUGCGACCUAUGAAGGAGCCUGAUGAACCUUCUUCAUUCACAACAUUCCCUGCAGUCAUUCCAGAAAAUAAUAUGAAUACAACUAGUGCCAAGGAUAACCUAUUAAUGGAAGAGGAGGAAGAAGAGCUCAAAAAAGAGGAGAAUGAGAAAAAGGAAGAAGAGCGAGAACACACUAUAACGGAAGAAGAGGAAGAAAACCAAGCCUUGUUUUCAGAUUUUGAAAAUAUGAGAGGGAUAGUAGUUCAAAAGAAUGAUAUCCAUGCUGCUUCUCCAGAUAUACUCAGUGAUGCAGUUAUCAAGACAGACAAAAAUUUAAUUGCCAGAUCCAGUAGCAAUAGUAGCUUGUGUCGAAGCAGUGGAUUUCGCAUACCAAGUAGUAGUAUGGUGGAGAAAGUAGAGCCCCAGCCAUCUACACCACCCAUUCCUCCUCCUCGUAGCUCCUCUGCUGCCAAGUCAGAUGUUGUAUCAACAAGUAAUUCAGGGGGAAGUGGAAUGAUUACUCACAGUGGAGAAGGAGGAAGCAAGAUUGACAUUCAUGUGACUGUGACAGUUAAUCCAUUUUCUCCAGGUACCUUAGCAGACCUAAAGAAACAGCGUGCUAUGUCCAGAGCUUCACAGAGCUCAUAUACACUUGCCCCUGCCUCUAGUACUUAUUCCUUAAAUACUUCAGACUAUGAUCCUCGACCUCAUGGUAGAAAUCCAGAGUUUACAUCUUCGUCUGUUAGAGUGGAUACUGUAGCUUUUAGACCUCCAGCAUCUCCAUCACUUACACCUCGAAAAUACUGUGGAGAUCCAGCAGAAGUGAUAGGAGGAGUAGACAGUCAGUCUUGUUGCUGUACAAUGUAAAGAUCUGAAUCAUAAAUUCCAUUUCUGAUCUCUUAUAGGGAUAUUGAAAAAAAAAAAAUCAUAUUUUAACAGUAAUAUUUACAAAAUGGAGUCAAGUGAUCAGAUUUGAAUAAGUGCAAUUAAUGCAAGUCCCUGCUUCAAAGCUCGGAUAAAAAAAGUUUAAUAUUUACUUAAUUGAUCUUCAUGUAUAGCCAUGGUUUGAAUGUAAAUAUAGUUAGAACAUUUAACAUGAUACUGUUGAUUUAACUUGCAAUACUGUAGCCUAGCUCUGUGAAACUUGUAAAUAAUAUGUAAGAUUAUUAUUGUUAUAUUUGUUUAGGUUGUGAAUUAACCAUUGUUAACGAAUCAUGUUAUAGCGUUUUUAUUUUAUAAGCAAUAGCUCAUUCUUAUA
Messenger RNA from Macrobrachium nipponense, 3067 nucleotides. RefSeq names its product protein phosphatase 1 regulatory subunit 16A-like. Gene Ontology annotation, molecular function: protein binding; enzyme inhibitor activity; myosin phosphatase regulator activity. The coding region runs from base 670 to 2676 and encodes 668 amino acids. Gene Ontology annotation, cellular component: cytoplasm. The record is from RefSeq and is a predicted model, not a curated record. Lineage: Eukaryota; Metazoa; Arthropoda; Malacostraca; Decapoda; Palaemonidae. The transcript is spliced from 11 exons.